AUGUCGCGGGCGGAGGGCGAGGCGCCCCUGCGGGCCCUGGUGCGGGCGACGGCCCGCUGGCGGCGGCUGGUGCGGGAGCUGGGCGGCGGGGGCGACGGGCGGGCGCUGCGGGCCGAGCUGCGGCGCUGCGGCCGGCGGGCGCGGGGCCUGGCGUCGGGCUGCGGCAGCGGGCUGGCCGCGGGGCUGCGGGAGCGGCCGGACGAGCGGCCCGAGCUGCGGCGCCUCUGGGCCGUCCUGGCCGCCUGCCUCGACGCCCUGGAGGCCGACGCCGCCCGGGCCCUGCAGCUGGAGCGGGCCUUCCCGCCCGACGCCAACCUCGUCCGCACCGGCCUGCCCGCCGCGCCCCCGCCCCGCGGGCCCGCGGCGGCCCCCGAGGGGCUGGAGGCGGAGAGCCAACGGCUGGCCGACACCCGGCGGGAGCUGGAGCUCAAGGUCAGUGUCCCCCUCUGGGCCGUCGAGGCCCGGAGGCCGCCCGGGGCCGAGCUGGGCUCCCUGUCGGCCGGCAGCGGCCGGUCCUGCUCGGAGGACGGCCGCCCGACCCUCUGCCGGGGGCGGCGGCGGCGGCGGCGGCUGGCGGCCGCCCUGGCUUUCGGCGCCGUGCUCCUCGUCGCCGUCGUCCUGGCCGUGUGCGUCGUCGGCCUGGCCUGA
This is a messenger RNA of Ornithorhynchus anatinus (platypus), 648 nucleotides long. RefSeq names its product regulator of G protein signaling 9 binding protein (gene RGS9BP). Lineage: Eukaryota; Metazoa; Chordata; Mammalia; Monotremata; Ornithorhynchidae. Gene Ontology annotation, cellular component: photoreceptor outer segment; neuron projection. Bases 1 to 648 code for a protein of 215 amino acids. Gene Ontology annotation, biological process: G protein-coupled receptor signaling pathway; detection of light stimulus involved in visual perception. The transcript has a single exon. The record is from RefSeq and is a predicted model, not a curated record.